Molecule: messenger RNA, 4083 nt
Organism: Antechinus flavipes (yellow-footed antechinus)
Lineage: Eukaryota; Metazoa; Chordata; Mammalia; Dasyuromorphia; Dasyuridae
Gene: GCGR
Product: glucagon receptor
Exons: 15
Coding region: 792-2288 (498 amino acids)
Biological process (GO): cell surface receptor signaling pathway; adenylate cyclase-activating G protein-coupled receptor signaling pathway
Cellular component (GO): plasma membrane
Molecular function (GO): peptide hormone binding; glucagon receptor activity
Source: RefSeq, a predicted model, not a curated record
GUUCAUAAUUACUCCUCGUCAUUCAUUAGCGUGGCUGGUGAUUAGUAAGGGGUCAGCUUCUUCCAGAAUUUUAAACAGCAAAUCAGGCUGGACCUCCUGGGAAGAGCUAAUGAUCAGAAAACAGGGGUAGGAAGAUGGCCCCGGAGGGGGGGGAUUGAAGGAAUGAUUAAUAAUCCCCCAAACCAAUCAUUUCUCCUCAGGAGCCCUCGCACCCACAUUUCCAUCACUCCCGGCUCUGGUUAUCGGAAGAACUUGUUCGCUAAGACUCGGGGGAUUUGGCCGCUGAGGGUCUGAAGCUGGGGUCCCGGACUUCGGGAGCCGCCUGGCGGGUGACGCUAUCCGGGUGGAGUGGGGGGAGGCGGCCCCUAGGGACGUCCCCUCCUCCUCCCCCCUCCUUCUGCAGCCACCGCCACCCCUGCAGCCACCGGUUGUCGCGGUCUGGAAAGUUUGUGCUGAGCGCCAGGGAGUCGGAAGCAGGGAUCCCGAAGCCGGGAUCGGGGCUCGGUGGUCGGGAAAGCUGAGAUCCAGCCCCUGCCCUAGGACUGCGGGGAAGAGACUGGGCUCAGGACCCUCGAGAGCCGGAAGGCUCACGGCGAACACCUGCUGGCGGCUGGUAGGGUCCAAGUAUAUACCUCAAUCUUUGACCUUCAUUCUGACUUCAUUCCCUUUCUCUCUGGAGCCUACUUCCUCUAGCUCCCAACGAGAGCUAAAUGUCCUUGGGAAAUUUCAGUGGAUAGUUGCCACCAGACCUCUGAUGCCCACCCAGAUGUGGGCCACAGCUGUCCAGAGGCAUGCUUCUCACUCAUGUCUUGUUGCUACUGCUGUUGAUCUCCUGUCAGCUGCAGGCUUCUUCUGCCCAAGUGAUGGAUUUCCUCUUUGAAAAAUGGAAGAGCUACAGCGAUGAGUGUCACUACAACCUGAGCCUGCUGCCCCCUCCCACGGAGCUGGUCUGUAACAGGACCUUUGACAAAUACUCCUGCUGGCCGGACACCCUCCCCAACACCACAGCCAACAUCUCCUGCCCUUGGUACCUGCCUUGGCAUCAUAAAGUGCAGCACCGAUUUGUCUUCAAGAAAUGUGGACCUGAUGGGCAGUGGGUCAAAGGGCCCCAAGGCCAGGCCUGGCGCAAUGCUUCUCAGUGUCAAAUGGACAUCAGUGAGCUCUGGUCACAGAACAAGUCUGCUCAGAUGUACAGCAGUUUCCAGGUGAUGUACACUGUGGGCUAUUCAUUGUCCUUAGGAACGCUGCUCCUUGCCCUCCUUAUCCUGCUGGGCUUCAGCAAGCUGCACUGUACCCGUAACUACAUCCACAUGAAUCUGUUUGUCUCCUUCAUUCUCAAGGCCAGCUCUGUGCUGGUCAUUGAUGUCCUGCUCAAGACGCGAUACAGUCAGAAGAUUGGAGAUGACCUCAAUGUGAGCGUCUGGCUCAGUAAUGAGGCGGUGGCAGGGUGCCGAGUGGCCACGGUGUUCAUGCAGUACGGCAUCGUGGCCAAUUACUGUUGGCUGCUGGUGGAAGGUGUCUACCUGCACAACCUGCUGGUGCUGGCUGUCUUCUCAGAGAAGAGUUACUUCAACCUCUACCUGGGCAUCGGAUGGGGGGCCCCCAUCCUCUUUGUCAUCCCCUGGGUUGUGGUGAAAUUUUUCUAUGAGAACAUCCAAUGCUGGACCAGCAAUGAUAACAUGGGUUUCUGGUGGAUCCUCCGAUUCCCUGUCUUCCUAGCUAUCCUGAUCAACUUCUUCAUCUUCAUUCGUAUCAUCCAGAUCCUCAUUUCCAAACUUCAGGCUCACCAGAUGCGAUACACUGACUACAAAUUUCGGCUGGCCAAGUCAACGUUGACUCUGAUCCCUCUUCUGGGCAUCCAUGAGGUGGUGUUUGCCUUCGUGACGGAUGAGCAUGCCCAGGGCACCCUACGCUCCAUCAAGCUUUUCUUUGACCUCUUUCUCAGUUCAUUCCAGGGCAUGCUGGUGGCAAUUCUCUAUUGCUUCGUCAACAAGGAGGUUCAGGCAGAGUUGCUGAAAACCUGGCGUCGUUGGCAGCUCGGGAGGGCCCUGGAGGAGGAGCAUCGCCACACGUGCAGCCACAUGAGCUCCGGCCGGCCGGGGUCCACCUGCCCUGGGGAGAAGCGCCAGCUGGUCAGCUGUAGCAGCACCAGCAAUGGGGCAGGAGGCAGUCAGGCAAACGCUCUAACUCGAAGCUCCUAUCUUGAGAAGACUGGGGUCAGCUCCUGUGACCCAGACACUGAGGACAGGGGAACCACCUUUCCUGGGCUGGCAGAGAGCAACUUCUGAGCCUUCUGUGUGAGGAAGGGGCUUCUGGACCCAGAGCCUGGAACCUGGAAGGUGGAGCAGCAGGUCAGGAGAAACCUAGAAAGUCGAGGGAGCCCAUCUGGAGAGAGGUGACAUUACCCAAAGGACUCAGAGGCAGUGUGGUGCUGUGGAAAAAAACACUCAGUUGACUCAGCUUGGUGGUUAACUAGUUGUGUGACCUUAGGCAAAUAUUUUCCCCACUCUCAAUUUUAUUUUCUAUAUUUGUAAAUGAGUCGGACUAAGUGAGUUCCAAGGUUCCUUUCAGCUCUAAUAACCUAGAAAUCUAAAAUCUAGAGUCUAGAAUCUGUAGCCCAGAAGUUGGAGAUCAGUGUCUUAAGGCUAAGGGAAAGACAGGCAGAUGGAAUGAAUUGUGGUGGGAGAAGGGAAGCAGAACAAGUGCCCUGGUACUCCCCUGUCUGGGUACCAAGUAGUGCUAUCUGUCCUUUCUGUAGCUCUUGCUACAGACAAAAACCAGACUCAUAGAGAAUGUGGACCAGCGUCUCCACAUGGAGUCAUAUCUGUGUAGCAAGUGUUAAUGGGAUGGUGUGGUAUUAAACCACUCCUAUUUCCUCCUGCCCUCCUACUGACUUAUCCAAAUAGGUUUUCCAGUAUGAAUGUUCUUUCUCCAUUCUGGAAAGUGGUAUGAAAGAAUCUGUAACUCUCCAUAUCUUUUUGCUAGUUCCAAGUUCCCAGCCAAAGACAACUAUUUCUGGCAAAACACCUCAGUGUUAUUUCUAUGUCUUUCCUGGGGAUGUUUUCCCCUCAUUAGCUUCCUCCAGACCAUAUUCCCAAUAAGUUCACCUUGACUAACAGAUGAGGUGAUUCACAUGUGAAGACAGUAUCUAACAUAAUUAAGGUAAUUAAAAUAUAAAGACAACCAACAUAUUAUCUUUACAAACACAAAAUAAAGGUUUAAAGCAAAUAAAAAUAAGCAGACUUUCUUCAUGCCCAAAGGAAAACCUCUGGGCUCAUGUGAAAGAGCUCAAUAUAGGAUUACCUCCUUGGAAUCAUAAUAGUGAAGGAAGAGGUUUGGGAAAUUGGAACAGCUUCUGUCAAAGUAGCUUCAUUCCCAGAGUUUCAGCCCCUUUCUUCUUGGCGAUUGCCUCAACCCAUAAUCCCUCUCUCCCCAGUUCUCUAUGGCUUCUAAAAACUUCUCUUUUUUCCAGCUUUAUGAGUCUUUUACAGGUCCCUUUAGAAAAUGGGAUCUUUCAAGACUUUUUUCCAGACUCAAUGAACUGACUUCUACAAGUCACCCAGACGGGUGACCCAUCAUUCCUCCUCCUAUCAUGUGGCUUCCUUUCUGAUUCAUUCGAGGGACCUCAUAAUUUGUACCUCAUAAAGGGAUUUACCAGCAUGGUCAAAUUUUUGCACCUAGUUUCAAUACCACUAUCCCUUUUCUGUGAUUAAGUCUGUGAAAGACCAACUCCCUUACCUGUUUUCCUUCCUCCUUCCCUGAUGUCAUGUCAAACUCUGUCUCAGAUCCCAGGAACCAUCCAACUGAUCUCUGCACAGCAGGGCAGGGAAUGUGGACCAGUCAGUUGGGGUGACAUAGACGGCAGAUAGAUCCUGCAGGUCUCCAUGGAGAAGAAAGCUCUGGAUGUCAAUGAGCAUUUAGGGAUCGGAGCCAGGCUGGGGUGGAGGGGGAAUGAGGAAGGAGGAGAGUCAAUAUGUUGUGUGUGAUGUCUCUGUGUGUUUAUGUGCACGUGUCUUGAUUUCUGUAUAUGUUCCUGCAUGCAUGUGAAUUUGUAAUGCUGCAAAAUAAAUAACUCCCACAGUU